AUGUCAAGCGUUGAGUACUCAGGUCCGGAAGGGAUCCUGAAUCAGUUUAAAAAAUACCAAGAGCAGCUGGCCGGCAUCUUGCAGGCAUACUCCGCAAACCAGGACGACGCAUUGCUCAGUGGGUUUCUUACAUUCGCGCACUCUAAGUGCAACAAGUAUUUCGACGAGAUACUGCUGUCGGACGAUGGCCAAGGGCAUGCAGGCGAGCCGGUGAGAGGUGCCGAAGACAUGCAAUUAACUAUGGACUGUUUGUGGAAAAGUGUGCAUUACCCGAUAUUCAAGUGGUUCCAGCUUUGGCGGCAGCACCUUGUGUCGGUCAAUGUUGACCAAAAACCUCGUUACGUUGAGUUAAGAAAGCUAAACUCCAAGCUCACCAAGUUUUUCAAGGUCAUCCACAAGUUCUACUACGGCAUUCUCGAAAAAGUGAGUUCCGAGUUCGAGCUGUUUGAAAUUCUGCCACACCUCUUCCUUCAAAAGUUGAACAUCCAGACAAAGGAAAGCCCUGAGAAAACCGUCCUUCGAAGCGACGACCAGCUGGCUAUUUCGGUCAUAAUCCUAAUUCACCGGUCUUUACUGAACCUUGGGUCAUGCCACCGGUAUAAGUCAAUGUGCGAGAAAUUCAAGGAUACUUCCCAAGACCUCCAGUUUUUUAAAAAAUCGAUGAGGUACUUCAACCUGGCGACUUUAGUUCUCCCUUCAGUUGGUGAACCCUACCUCCAAGAGGGUCUGAUUUACGUUCAAGCCAGAAACUUUGGCUUUUCGACAUAUUCGUUUGCUAGAAGCGCGCUCUCCCGGCUCCCUAGUGCGGCAGGGCUCCCCAAUUUUUUGAGCUCAGUUUGCGACCCCAACAGCAAAAUCUUCACGCAAGUCAUGAUCGCAUUUCAAGACAUCUUCAAACAAGAAAGAGACGGGCGAGUGGUCAACCGGGAAAUUAUCGAAAUAUACUUCUUGGUCUUGUUCUGUGCCAAUUUCGCCCCUGCACUCUGGUCUGGUGAAACCGGAAAGUGUCUACUCAGCGGAGCUAGAUUGCAGCAUAUUAGAGAGCAGUAUUGCCAAAAGACUGCUACCAGGUACGCCAAGAACCUUCCUUUGAUCCUACAAAACGAAAUUUUAUUGAUUGCCGGAUUCGACCUGUUGAAGACCUACAAUAGCGCGAACAAGGACGAAAAAGCUACUCAAAAGGUUAAGAACUCAUUCUUGGGCUUUAGCUUUGAUCUCAUUAGUCAUUUUAUUGACAAUGUUGUGGUUAAGGAAAUUGAAAACCAACAGGAAUGGGUUUACCUCGCUUUUGUCCGCGUUGUUAACUGCUGGUUAAUGAGUAACAAGGCUGCACUGCAAUUCGCUCAUAGAGAUGUGAGGUUUUGUGACGCAAUGAUGCGUUUGAUGAACUCUGUUCUUAAAAGCCCAACGUUGACACGGCCUCCGGAGCUCAACCACCGGCCUAGAAGGCCUUACUUUUUUGAAGAAGACGUUUCGCUCAGAGAUUUCAAAAGUGUGAAAUUUACUCUUUCUGACUUCAAUGACGAUGAGGUUUUCAGCGCCGGUAAUGCAUCAGGCGCCUUGAUUGGGAUGGUUGACAAAAGGCUGUCCAAGAAGGAUGAACAUAAGCUGAGACUUGAGGCUGUCGGUGUGUCCGGGAAGAGAUUUUUGGCGAAAAACGCUUGUGGUAUCCAAUUUGUUGAUGGGCAGUUUAUGAAGUCUGCGAUUAAGACCAAAGCGGGGCAGAGCUGGGCUCAAAAGGCUAAAAACACUCCCCAAUCCACUCUUAAAAAGUCAGUGUCAAUGCGAGAGCUUGAGGCAAAAAUCCAGAAUGAGUCUGGCCCUGCUACAUGGGGCUACAGCGGGUCCUCCGUACCUCAGGCGCCUGCUAGUAUCAAGGCAAGACCUAGUACCUCAUUCACCGAGAGACCGCUAUCUCGAGAUGUCAGCACUCCGAGUUUCACCAAACAAAAGGCGGCGGGUUCAGAAAGCAGAAGUAGUCUCUCCGAGAGACACCAGGCUAUGCCCGCCGCAGUAGAACCUCCUUUGAAUAUGAGCCCUGCGGCAGGUAGCACCCCUAAUGCAGCUGCUCCAGUGAUGGCACAGCCUAUGCAGUACUAUCCUCCCCAUGCUCCUGUCAGCUCUCCGGCGAUUGUGCAAAACGCUGCGCCCAAUACAAGCCAACUGUUCGAGGCGCCAUUCUAUCCUAAUGUUCCUCUCCAGAUGGUGAACACACCUUACAUGCAAUACUGGCCUCAGGCAUACCCUCUAGCUGCAUACAACCCUAUGAUGCCUCUACCUCAAAACGCCGGCAUGAACCCUCCUGCGCCACUUGCUCCCCAACAAGGGACAGCCGGCCUCCAGGCUCAGUCUCCUGCGUUCAUGGGGAACUACGCCUAUCCACAAUAUUGA
Molecule: messenger RNA, 2391 nt
Organism: Lachancea thermotolerans CBS 6340
Lineage: Eukaryota; Fungi; Ascomycota; Saccharomycetes; Saccharomycetales; Saccharomycetaceae
Product: KLTH0F08096p
Exons: 1
Coding region: 1-2391 (796 amino acids)
Biological process (GO): nuclear-transcribed mRNA catabolic process, nonsense-mediated decay
Cellular component (GO): telomerase holoenzyme complex
Molecular function (GO): telomeric repeat DNA binding; protein binding; telomerase RNA binding
Source: RefSeq, a predicted model, not a curated record